GAUUUCAACAUCAUACUUUCCUGUUGUGAAACCAAAAACCGGCAAAAAUGUCCUUUCCCGAUAAAGACGCGCGAGAAAAGUGUUGGAAGAUCCGAGACGAAUAUUGGGCCUGCUUAGAUAAAUACGCUCCCGAGUAUCAGUGUACCUCCCAAGCUCCAGAGCCGAAGGAAUGUAUCCACCUACGAAAAUUGUACCAGCAAGGAUGCCCAUCCCAGUGGGUUAAGCAUUUCGACCGCAAGCGAACGUACGACCAGUUCAAACAGAAGAUGGCAAAAGGAUACGAGCCUCUGAACGAUACAAAAUAACCUCCAUCCGAGUGGUUUACGGUGUAGCAAGAAACGGCGUUUCUUUCGGGAAUGUAAACAAUGUUAAAUACGACUGUUUAUGAGUUAGUUUACCAAAUAAAGCCAUGUUUACAGUUACUAUACAGCUAGUACGACCCAAUGUUUUCACCAUGCAAAUUUGCCA
Molecule: messenger RNA, 468 nt
Organism: Anopheles coustani
Lineage: Eukaryota; Metazoa; Arthropoda; Insecta; Diptera; Culicidae
Product: cytochrome c oxidase assembly factor 6 homolog
Exons: 1
Coding region: 48-305 (85 amino acids)
Biological process (GO): respiratory chain complex IV assembly
Cellular component (GO): mitochondrion; respiratory chain complex IV
Source: RefSeq, a predicted model, not a curated record